This is a messenger RNA of Paramecium sonneborni, 5321 nucleotides long. The record is from the annotation of a GenBank genome assembly. NCBI's taxonomy places the organism in Eukaryota, Ciliophora, Oligohymenophorea, Peniculida, Parameciidae.
AUGUCUAAUACUCUUAAAUAAAUUGGUGUGGAAUGGUUGACAUUUCCUAAAUCGAGAUAAGAUGAAGCUAUCCAUUAAUAAACAAUUUUAAGAUUAAAUUCUUUUAUUCAUUUUGAAAAUGAGAUCUUCAAUUGGAAUAACAUAAUUGCCAAACCAGAACUGAUUGAGAUUAAGGCAAAAAAGCCAAUAUAAUACCUUAGUCCUGAAACUAUUGAAGAUGAUUUAUUGUAAAAUGAUGCUUAAUGGCCUGUAAAAUAAAAUGAAAAUUUUUUAGUUUGCUGAAAACUCUUUGUUUCUUUUCAAAUCAGAUAAUCCAUUUAGAAUGAGUUUAUUUAAGUCCUUUAAUGAAAAGUUAUUUAUUUAGGUCAUGAGAUUUAUUACACUUUUAAAUAUAAUAGCAGUUUGUCUUUAUGAUUAUUAAUCGAGAAUAAAUAAAUAAGAUGAGAACAGAAAUCGAAUUUCAAUAACCAUGGAAAUAUUUUGUAACAUAAUAUUUGGUUUAGAAUGUUUUGGAUCUAUCAUAGUAAAGGGAUUUGUUUUAGGAAGAAAUGCCUAUUUAAAAUCUUGGUGGAAUGUUGUAAAUUUUCUAACAUUUAUUUCCACUUGGUCAAUAUUGGGUGAUAUUAACAGUGAAAAUCAGUUAAUUCAUAUUUUGAGAGUAAUACGAUUGUUUCGAGCAUUACGUCUAAUUUAAGAUUCUAAAAUUUUAAAAAAGCAAUUUGACGCUUUUAUUGGAAGUUUUUAAAGAUUAGGUCCUAUUUUGAUACCAUUGUUAUUUGUAGUUCUCUAUUAUAGUAUUAUUGGUCUUCAUUUAUUUAUGGGAAUAACAGAAUAUAGAUGUAGAGAAACACCUGUACCAGUUAAUUAAAAUUGGUAAGCUGUAGAUGAUAUCAAAUUCUUAUGUGGAAUUUGGGAAUGUCCUGAUAAUUCAUAUUGUGGAUCAUUAGCAGAUUAUAAUUUACAAAGAAAUAUGACUGAAAAUGUUAUUGAAUAGUUUGGUUUUGGGUUUAUACGUUUUGAUGAUUUCUUUUAUUCAUUAUUUGUUGUCUUUACAUUUUUAAAUGUUACAGGAUGGUCUGGAACUACUUUUAUGUUUUGGAGAGCAAUGACUACCUAUAUAACAGCAUUUUAUUUUGUUUCUUUAAUCUUCAUUUUGUAUCAUUAUUAUUCUAAUCAUUAGGGCUUAUUUAUUAUCAAAUUUAUUAUUAGCUUCAUUUUAUGAAUCAUUUUUGGUUUUAAGUUCAAUAAAAAGAAAUAAAAAUAUGGAUAAUGAAUAGGAAGUUAUUGAAAAUGAAAUUAUGAAAAAAAAAUAAUAAUAAAUUAUGACUAGAUUAGCUUAAAUAAAUGAAUAAAAAUCAAAAAAAAGAAAUACUAAAAAAAAAUACUAAAUAUCACUUUAUUAUUAAGAUGAAGAAGACUAAUAAAACUUCUUAUCAGAACAUUUUUAGAAAUUCUUAAACAUUUCAACUAUAAUUGCUAAAUCUAAUGCUUUUAAAUAUAUUAAUUGUGCAGUUAUAAUCAUGUCUGCAAUUGUUAUUGUUUCUGAUCAUCAUAAAAUAAGUCCAUAAAAGUAUAAAUUUAAUAUUUAUUUUAAGUUAUCAAAACUUAUUAAUCCUUGAUUUUAUUUGUAUCAUAUUUUUUAUUUUUGAAUUCAUUAUCUCUUUAUGGGGAAAUGGUUUAGCAGAAUAAUUUAAAGAAAUUAUAGAUAUAUUCGAUUCUAUUGUGAUCAUUUCUUAAAUUAUAUUGAUGAUUGUAUUGUUUUUUCUUGGCGAACCCAUAAUCUUAAAUAAUAAUAGAUAUAUUAAUCUUGUUAAAGCAUUUAAAAUGUUACGUUUAGUAAAUUAAUUUUUAAUAUUAGAUAAAAUUAUUAUAUAUUGCUAGAAUUUUCUAUUCCAUUAGUGUUCUUGCAAGAUGUUUAAUAUAAACUCUAAAUAAAAUCAAAGAUAUGAUUUUACUUUUUAUAAUCAUAAUAUUAGUUACAUCCCUUUUUGGAUAAGAAUUUUUAGCAUAUAAGGUGAGAUUUGAGUAAUUAGAAAAUGGAUCAUUUUAACCUGUUGAUUCAAGUGAGGGUAUAUCAGCUCCGAUAAAUUAUGAAGGUUUAGGAAAUUCUUUGAUGGCAGCCACCAAUAUCUUUUAUAAUGAAGAGUGGCAUAUUACAAUGUUAUUAUAUGGUGAAAAAAUAUGGGUUUCACUAUUUUAUCAUAUUUUUUUUAUUUUAUUAGGUCAGAUUCUUUUUUUAAGAUUAUUAUUAGCAGUAUUCUUAAAUGAAUUUUGCAAUUAAUUGAAAAAAAUAGAAUAAGAAAUUAAACCUAUUAAUUUUACAUAAUAUUAUAAGAAUGCUGUUGGAUUUUUUGCUUAAAUUUUAAAAAAGAGAUAAAGGGCUAAAAUCCAUAGUAUUACAUAAAAUAUUAAUGCAGCUCAUUAAUAAUAAGCAAAAAUGUAAGCAUAAACAUAAGGACAUGAACCAAAAAAAAAUGUAAAACUUUCCAUGUUUUAUGAAUUAAAAGCACAAAAAGAUGUUAUUAAUGCAAAUAACGAUUUAAUGGACUAUAAAGUUUAAACACCAACAAAUAUUCUUUGUAAAAUUAAUUUAAUAUAUUUUUUAAGCUAAUAAAGAAAGUAUAAUAGAUUGUUUGAGAAAACCAGAAGAAAAAAAAGAUGGUUCUGAUGAUUAAGUUAAAGAUCAUAAUAUUGAAGAAGAAGUAAAUGAAUUAGAUGAUGAAUCAAAUGAUAAUGAAAAUAUUAAAUCUCCUAGCCACGCAAAUGACCAUACUUCAUCUAGAAAAAUGAAUCAAAAUAUUAGAAAAUCCAUGCGUAGAGAAAACUCAGAAAAAACUCUUUUUAUUUUUGCUCCUGAAUCAGAUUUUAGAAUGUUAGUGACUGCUUUAGUAACAAACAUCUAAUUUAGAAUAUUUAACUUUGCUUUAAUUUUACUUACAUGUAUAAGGAUUGCUUUAUUAAGUCCUUUAGAAGAUCCUAAUUCAGAUAUUUCAUUUAUAUUACAGGUUGGGUAUAUAUUUUUAACAGUAUUUUAUAUUUUGGUUAUUCUUUUGAAUUGCAUAGCUUUUGGAUUAUAUAAAAAUGAACAAUCCUUUUUUAGAUAAUCAAUUUAUAAUAUAUUCUCUUUUGUGAUCACUAUAGUUGAUUUAAUAACAUUAAUUUUUGAUAUAAGUCAUCCAUUAAGCAAAUUUGUGACAUCUUUAAGAAUUUUAUAAUUUAUAUAGAUUGGAGCAGUAUUUUCUAAAAAUAUUGCGUAUGCCUAAGCAUCAUUAUUGAAUGCAUUUACAUAGAUGAUAUAGUUAACUAUAUUUUGUUUAAUAUUGUUAGCAAUAUAUGGAGUUUUGGCUUUAAAAUUAUUGAAAGGAACAUUUUAUUAUUGUGAUGCAUAUGAUGGAAUGUAUAAGGAUUUAAUAAUAAAUAAAGAAGAUUGCUUUGAUUAUGGAGGAUCAUGGGUAAAUUAGAUAUUAACAUUUGAUACAAUCUUUCAAAGUAUAUUGAUUCUAUUUUGUACAGCAACAUCAGAGAAUUGGAUUCCAUUAGUAUAAUAAGCUUGGAAUGCUGUAGAUGUAGAUCAUUAACCUAUUUAGAAUUAUAAUAGAAUAUAUGCUUUUUAUUUUUAGUUAUUUUUCUUUUUGGGUAAUCUAUGUUUAUUAAAUAUGUUUAUUGGUCUAAUUGUGAAUGCUUAUUAAGAGGCAAAGAUGAAAGCUUAAAACUUUCAUUUACUUGAUGAAACUUAAAGAGAAUGGUUUUAAAUUAAAAUGCAAAUAUAUAAUAUGUAACCUUUGGUCAAAUCUAAGAAACCUUCAAAUUAUAUAAGGAAAAUACUAUUUCAAAUGGUAAAAUAAAAGUAUUUUAAAAUAUUUUGGUUAAUAAUAAUAUUUUGUAAUACUAUAGUUUUAUCACUCUAUUUUUAACGUUCAGAUUAGAAGGUAGAUGAAGAUUAUAAUUAAAUAUUAGAUAAUAUAAAUAGUGUUUUUGUUUUUAUAUUUGCUUUUGAAAUAAUAUGUAGAUUUUUGGCAAAGGAUAAAAGUUUAUAUUUUAAGGAUAAUUCAAACAUUUUGGAUAGUAUUGGUAUUUGGUGGGCAAUAGCAAAUUUAUUCAUUCGCAAUCAUGAGGAUUAUAAUUUUUAUUUUAAAAGAAUUUCAAAUGCUAUAUCGAUAGCAUUUUAAUUAUAAAGAAAUUUUAGAAUAAUAAAGUAUAAUAAAUAGAUUUAUAAAUAGGCGUUUUAAUAAUUUAGAGAAAUUAUUUUCAUCAAUUUUUUCUGUAAUUCCAAAUUCAUUGUCUAUGCUCUUUAUUAUGUUUAUAUUUUUAUUUAUUUAUACAACUUUAGGAAUGGAUAUGUUUGCUUUUAUAAGAACUUAAUCAAAUUUAAAUGGAUGGGAUUAACAUUUUCGUAAAUUUUCUACGGCAAUGUUUUCUUUAAUUAAAGUUGCAAGUUCAGAAAGUUGGUGGUUUAUAAUGAUAGAUACUUUACAUGAAUAAUAACCAAAUUUUGCAUGUAAUUAUAUGUCAACAUUUGAUGAUUUUUAAAAAUAUGGUUUUAAUGGAUGUGGAACGCCUUAUGCUUAUUUGUAUUUUGUUUCUUUUCAUUUAAUAUUUUCAUUAAUGAUUUUAAAUUUAUUGAUUGCAUCUGUACUUGGAGCAUAUGAAGAACAUGUUAAGAGUGAAGAAUCUGCAGUAAGUAAAUAUUAAUUAAAUGAUGUAUUAUCACUUUGGCGUAAUUAUGAUCCUGAAGGAAAAGGUCUUAUUAAUUAUAAAGAUUUUUGGAAAUUAUCAUCUGAAAUUGCUAUAAUUUUUGGAGUUGCUUAAGAUGAUUUAUUAGAUGUAAAUAAUAAAAAGAAUUUUCUUAAAGUUUUAAACAUUCCAAUAUAUGAAUCAAAGGAAUCAAAUAUGCUUUGUUAUUAAUUUCAUGAUGUCAUCCUAUCUUUGACUAAAAUAUCAGUAACACUUAAAUAUGGAGUGACAAAGUAAUAUAUUUAUAUAUAUCAUAAUAUUAGUUUAGAACCAACUGAUAAGGCUGUUUAAUAAAAAUUAAGGAUUUAAUUAGGAGAUCAUUAAAGGAAGGAAUCUACUAAUAUGUUUAAACCAACUAGUUUUAAUAGUGGUGAUAUGGUUGCAAUUAUUUACAUUUAAAAAAAAUUUCGAUUAUGGAAGAAAAGAGUUUAGCUUAAGAGAGAGGGUGGAGAUUAUAAAAUUAUUUAUAAUGAAAUGUCAGAUCUCAAAAAUUUAGUUCGAAAAUAAAUAGAAAUGGAAGAAUAAGAUUUAUAAUCUAAAAAACCAGAAUGAUUUAUGUGAUACCUAACCUUUGUUAUUUAGAUGUG